AUGGAGUCACCUAUGGACUUAGUAAAUCAGGAAAUUUCAAAGGGUAUAGUAAUAGCAGCGAAGAAGCAAUGGGGUGUAACACCUCCAAUAUCUGAAUCUUUACCCACUCCUCAAGACUAUAAACUGACAGAACAGCUAAUUAUUGCUAUGAGAAGUGAGAAUUUAUAUGAGACAGUUGAAGGGAUGAAAAAACGCGAACAAAUUUUAGCAUCAUUAAAUAAAAUGGUCCGUGAAUGGAUCUAUGAAGCAAGUUUAGAGCAUAGUAUGAGUGAAGAAGAGUCAUUAACAGCUGGAGGAGGUAUAUAUACAUUUGGUUCUUAUCGUUUAGGUGUUGUAGCUGCAGGAUCAGAUAUUGAUACACUAUGUAUAGUUCCAAGGCAUAUAACUCGAGAUUCCUUUUUUACUUUUUUCUUAGCAAAAUUACAACAGGAUAUUCAUAUAACAAAGAUUCAACCUGUACCAGAUGCUUAUACUCCAAUUAUUAAAAUGGUAUAUUAUGGAAUUGAAAUGGAUCUAUUAUUUGCGUGUUUAAACUUAUCACGUAUUCCUAGUGAUUUAAAUACUUUAGAUGAUGAUCUUUUGAGAAAUGUAGAUGAGAAGACAGCUAGAUCACUGAAUGGAUGUAGAGUAAAUGAUAUGAUUCUUCAAUUAGUCCCUAAUAAAGAAUCAUUUAGGACAGCUCUACGAUUUGUUAAACAUUGGAGUAAAUCAAGAGGUAUUUAUAGUAAUGUUUUAGGUUAUCUGGGUGGUAUAUCAUGGGCAAUUUUAACAGCUAGAAUUUGUCAAUUAUAUCCAAACUCAGCUCCCAAUCAAAUUAUAAACCGAUUUUUUUAUGUAUAUAAAGCUUGGCAAUGGAAAAACCCAGUUAUAUUGUGCGAAAUUAAAGAGGUCCCAAAAAAUAGUCCAGGUCUUAUGGGGUUUAGAGUUUGGAAUCCAAAUACAAAUCCACAAGAUAGAGCUCAUUUAAUGCCUAUUAUAACACCAGCAUUUCCUUCUAUGAAUUCUACACAUAAUGUGACGCAAACUACACUUCGAGUUAUUACAGAAGAAUUACAGCGUGGAUCUGAAUUAGUGAAAGAAAUAGAAAAUGAAAGAGCACAAUGGAGUGAUUUAUGGAGCCCUUAUAUGUUUUUUGAAAAUCAUAAACAUUUUAUACAAGUAAAAAUGCUGGCAAAUAGUGAACAAGCAUUCCAGAAAUGGACAGGAUGGAUUGAAAGUAAAAUCCGAUUUUUGGUUAGAAAACUAGAAACAUUUAAAGGACUUCAAGUUAGACCAUGGCCCAAAGUUAUACAAGAAUCAGAUAACCAAAAAGAUGGUUUUCAGUUUGCCCAGUGUAUGUAUAUAGGAUUAGUUUUAUGUACUACUAGUGGUAAUAAUAAUGGAAAAUCUACUGGGAUAACUCCAGUUGUAGAUUUGAGAGGGGCUAUUUUAGAUUUUGUUGGUUUCAUAAUGAAUUGGAAUGAAGUAGAAAUUUAUAAGGAUUCUAUAGAUCUUAAAGUAAAACAUUUAAGAUUUAAAGAUCUCCCAAAGGUUCUUAGAGAACAAAAUAAUACAAAAGUACUUAAUUCUAAAGGAACUAUUAAAACAAUAACAGUAGAAAAUAUAACAUCUGAAGUAGUUGGAAAUUUUGGGUCUACUACUAAUUCUAACAAUAAUAGUUCUAUCCCUAAAAUGGGACAAACUACAAAUUUAAAUUCAUCCCAACAAUCAACAACACCUUCAACUAAGAGAUCAAGAGAGGAUGAAUCAGAGGAUAUAGAUGAUCAGGAUUCAUCUAGCAAGCAUAGAAAUAAAGAUAUUUUUGAACCUGAACAAGUUCAGAAAUUAUCAAUAAGAGACCCAGUUUCAGAAGUUGACACAGUUAACAUAAAAGUUAACUCAGCUCGUGUACCAUACCGUCCCCCUUUGACUUUAAGAAUAAAUAUAUCAAAUGCUAAAGAGUGA
Molecule: messenger RNA, 1944 nt
Organism: Cryptosporidium muris RN66
Lineage: Eukaryota; Apicomplexa; Conoidasida; Eucoccidiorida; Cryptosporidiidae
Product: poly(A) polymerase protein, putative
Exons: 1
Coding region: 1-1944 (647 amino acids)
Cellular component (GO): nucleus
Molecular function (GO): poly(A) RNA polymerase activity; RNA binding
Source: RefSeq, a predicted model, not a curated record